Siniperca chuatsi (mandarin fish) is the source of this 2037-nucleotide messenger RNA. It is a transcript of the gene mtx2, whose product is annotated as metaxin 2. Gene Ontology annotation, biological process: mitochondrion organization. The coding region runs from base 63 to 1094 and encodes 343 amino acids. The transcript is spliced from 10 exons. The record is from RefSeq and is a predicted model, not a curated record. NCBI's taxonomy places the organism in Eukaryota, Metazoa, Chordata, Actinopteri, Centrarchiformes, Sinipercidae. Gene Ontology annotation, cellular component: SAM complex.
UUGUCCACCCGCGUACAUUAUCGCCACACCACAGACUGUAGAGAAAGCCGCACUACACCUACAUGUUUGUACCGAUAUUGCGACAGAGUCUUGCAUGUUCCACACACAGCGAUAGCAGCAGACAGUCGUCGUUUCCAGCUCGGGCGAAAAGCGGAACUAAAAUCGGAGUUACAUUUACUCCUCGGGACGUUUUCGCGGACGGACCGGUCGGUGACUGCAGAACAGCACUUGCCCUUAAACUUGCAUGCAGUGGAAUUGACCUCAGCUCUCAUAAUUAUUAUUUAGCAAUAAGGAUAUUAACGUGCUACAUCACAAUGUCUCUUGCGGCAGAGGCUUUCGUGUCGCAGAUGGCAGCUGCUGAGCCUUGGCCUGAAACUGCAACCUUGUACCAACCGCUGAAGGAGGAUCAGAUUCUGCUGUCAGACUGCGCCUCAUCUCUCGCUGUUCAGGCCUACCUCAGGAUGUGCGGUCUACCAGUGCAGGUGGCUUGCAGAGCAAAUGCUGAAUACAUGUCACCUUCCGGUAAGAUUCCCUUUAUCCACGUAGGGAACCAGGUGGUGUCAGAACUGGGGCCGAUAGUGCAAUUCACCAAAGCUAAGGGUCAUUCUCUGAGCGAUGGCUUAGAUGAUGUUCAGAGAGCUGAAAUGAAAGCGUACAUGGAGCUGGUCAACAACAUGCUGCUUACUGCCGAGUUGUACAUCCAGUGGUGUGAUGACGCUACAGCUGCUGAGAUCUCGCGCCCCAGGUACAGCAGUCCUUACUCAUGGCCUCUCAGUAACAUCCUCGCCUAUCAGAAGCAGUGGGAGGUUCGCAGGAAGAUGAACGCCAUCGGCUGGGGAGGGAAAACCCUGGAGCAGGUUUAUGAGGAUGUGAGUCAGUGCUGCCAGGCUCUCUCCCAGAGGCUGGGGACACAACCAUACUUCUUUAAUAAACAGCCUACAGAACUGGAUGCGUUGGUGUUUGGUCACCUCUUCACCAUACUGACCACCAGGCUGACCAGCACUGAGCUGGCAGAGAGGAUCAAGAGCUACAGCAACCUGCUGUCCUUCUGCAGACGCAUCGAACAGACCUACUUUGAAGACAAGAGCUCUUGAAGGACUGAAAAUAACCUCUCUGUAUAAUCUUACCUUGUACAUUCUGUCCUUCCUUCUCUCAUUCCCUCACUGUAGCACUGAGAAGCUAAAAACUUCUAUUCACAUACCUGUCCCUUUGUGAUUCUUCCUUUCCUUCUCCUUUUUGCUUCGUACUUGUACAUUGUUGCAUGCUGCUGAUAGGAGUACAGAGGAGCCAGUUCUUUGAAGGAUUAAGACGUGUCCACUGCAAAUAAAUAUAUAUACCAGGAAGAGAGUUCUUUACUAUAAUUCCAGGCAUGGCUAGCAACAAAGUACCCUAAAAUCACAGUAAAGAUCAUUCUUAACAACACAUGUCUACAAAAAUAUUUCCACCACAUGCGCCAGUCAGUCUGAUCUGCAUAACUGUUUUUGCUGAACUGCUUCAGCAAGCCACUAAAUUAGAUUUCAACAUGGCACCUUUAAGAUAAUAACAAGAGUAUUGAUGAUAGUAAUGCAACUCUUCACAAAUCCCAGAAGGUAGUCAGUAGUCAGGGUAACACUUCAGCAAGGUGCUUCCCAACACAGGUUUAUUUAUUUGCUCUUAUUUUUCCAUUGUUUGCACUCUGUUACACAGGAAUGCUGUCUACUCUGACAUGUAUCGUAGUGCAUUUACAAAUACCUACAGACUCUCAGAGAGGUUGGGUAUAGAUUUCACAGCUGUGUGACAUGGCUGCCUUUCAGAAGGCAGGACUCCACUUCAACUGGGUUUGAGGUGAAAUGGCUUGCUAAUUUUCUUUUUCCUUCCAGGAACUUUAGAAGCUUGUAAGAAAUGCAAGGCAGUGUUGGCAUACUUGCUUUUCUUCUGUACAAAAAACACAUGAACAUAAUGAUAAUGAAGAGGAUGUGACUUAUUCCUUAGUUUUUCCACCAUUGUUUUCUUUGUGUGAAUUGAAAGUGCCUACAAAAUAAAAGUCAUUAAAUUCAA